This is a messenger RNA of Haemorhous mexicanus (house finch), 930 nucleotides long. RefSeq names its product forkhead box B2 (gene FOXB2). Gene Ontology annotation, molecular function: DNA-binding transcription factor activity, RNA polymerase II-specific; RNA polymerase II cis-regulatory region sequence-specific DNA binding. Gene Ontology annotation, biological process: anatomical structure morphogenesis; cell differentiation; regulation of transcription by RNA polymerase II. NCBI's taxonomy places the organism in Eukaryota, Metazoa, Chordata, Aves, Passeriformes, Fringillidae. The record is from RefSeq and is a predicted model, not a curated record.
AUGCCCAGGCCGGGGAAGAGUUCGUACAGCGACCAGAAACCGCCCUACUCUUACAUCUCCCUGACGGCCAUGGCCAUCCAGCACUCGGCCGAGAAGAUGCUGCCUCUGAGCGACAUCUACAAGUUCAUUAUGGAGCGGUUCCCUUACUACCGGGAGCACACCCAGCGCUGGCAGAACUCCCUCCGCCACAACCUCUCUUUCAAUGACUGCUUCAUCAAGAUCCCGCGGCGACCCGACCAGCCGGGCAAAGGCAGCUUCUGGGCGUUGCACCCGGACUGCGGGGACAUGUUUGAGAACGGCAGCUUCCUCCGCCGCCGCAAGCGCUUCAAGGUGCUGCGCCCCGAGCAUCACCUGCCCGGCGGCGGCAGCAGCGGGGGGCGGCGGCGGUCCCGGCAAGCCCCCGGCGCCCACCCCGCACAUGGUGCACUACUUCCAUCCGCACCCGCCACCGCCUUCUCGCCCUAUGGGAGCAGCCAGCCCUCGGGCUUCAAGCAUCCCUUCGCCAUCGAAAACAUCAUCGGCAGAGAUUACAAGGGUGUGCUGCAGGCCGGCGGGCUUCCGCUGGCCUCGGUGAUGCACCACCUGGGCUACCCGAUGCCCAGCCAGCUCAGCAGCGUGGUGAGCUCCGUGUGGCCGCACGUGGGGGUGAUGGACUCCGUGGCCGGUGUGCCCGUGUCCCCCGACUACGGACCCUUCGGCAUGCCUGUGAAGGCGCUCUGCCACCCGCCGGCACAGACCAUGCCCGCAGUCCCGGUGCCCAUCAAGCCGGCCCCGGCGUUGCCCGCUGCCUCGGCCAUUCCUACUCUCACGGUCGCCGCCUCGCAGAUCUGCCCCGCCGCUUCCCCGGCUGCUGCAUCGCUGCUGGAACAGACCGCGAGCAACAACCCCGAGGGCAAGAGCUCCCUCCACUCCGUCCUGGUGCACUCCUAA